CGAAGACAACGUCUCCCAUGCUCGAUCCUUGCCCUGUCGGUGCAAGCAGACUCAUGCUCUCGGAAGCCGAUGCUGGUAAGAGUCUUCAUCACCCCAAAAGUCAGGACAGGUGGCGGAUCACGUCCUGAACUAGCUAUCCUGCGCUUUGAAACCUUCAAUCAUAGCCAAUUCAACAUACUGGCUACCAGCUUCUUGGCCAUAUGAGUGGAACUGUGCGAUGGUCGCUCGACAGGAGUCCUUACUGUACAGCUGAUCAAGAGUUGGAAGCAUGAUAAAAGUGGUUUUUGGGGUUUUCUAGGAAAGGCAAAAGACAAAGUUGUUCCAUAGCUUCUCUGAAGGUGAAGGUGCGCAUCCUCUCGUUCUCUAAUCAUGCAGUCAGGCUUGGAGUUGAAACUCUAAUGCAACCAAGUUCGCAUUGAACAAACCCAACAAUCUAUGGCUGCCUCUGUAAUGAUCGGCGAGUAGAGGCUGAGGUUGAGCGAAUGGAGGUGAUAGGACUUUUGGACUUUUUUCCCCCUUUCGCCUCAACGCUGUCCCACUCAAGCAAGGCGCCUGGAUUUCGAAAAGCGACGCUCAGAUGUUAACACGUACACUAUUCUUAAAGCUCGUCGUCGGUGCAUCAUUUGUCAUGUACAGUCGGUAUGUUGACAGCAGAUGUAUCUCAAAACGACCGAUUUACAUCUCGUACUGCACAGGACAGUCCUUAGUCUCGCACCUACUCCUACAAGUCGGUCAUAGUGGCCGGAACUUUUGCGACCGAAAGGUCGUAAAGCAGCUCCCUCCUCCAUCAAUCUGUGGCCUUUCAUGAACAGGGUACAGCCAAUCGCUGAUCAAUCGUGUGAGCAAAUUGAGCUGAAAUCACGGUCAUCCAGACUUGCGAAGGUGUAAAGAGAAUUGUAGAGAGUGGACGGAGCCCUACUUCCUCUUCGUACAACACAUUUAAAUAGAAAGGUUGGAUUUAUUCUGAACAAACCAAAUCUUACAUUCCCCAGUUAUGAACAUUCAUCUGUCACGCAAAUAUGUAUCGGACGUUGACACUGACACCUCCUCGCUUUGGUAGGAGUAUGACACGCCUCACACAGCCCGUGAUGAUUCCUGUCAAUUACUGACAGGUGCACAAGAUGGUUGCAAUUAAACCGUCACUCGGAAUUUGAGCGACGUCAUGUACUCAGCAAUCUCUGAAAUGAUCGCCCCGGUUGCUCUUUCCAACUUGAGCUUCAAUUUAAGAGGCAUUUUGGUCGGGGCAUCGCUCCUAUUGCAGCCUCGCAAAGCGGCAGAUAUCAGACGAACGAGCAACGACAGCAGCCAACAAGCACAUAGCGGCAGGAAACAGUUGCCAACGAGAUGCGGUAGUGUCAGCCAAAGAUUGUGACAGCAAACACGCUGCGACAAGGACAGUGAUGCCGAGCGACAGUCUGAAGGGCAGCAUUGGGUUACAAGGUACAUACUUGGAAGAAGAGAAGAUGGUGAGUAAGAAACAGAAAAAGUAAGAGAAGAGAAGGAAGUUAUGCUCGGAUCUUGACGGAGCUCUGAUGAAAUCUCAAACUGGAGGAAAUAAUACUUUCUGUUCAUGGUUUUUCACUCUAUGAUUUCAGCCCUUGUUUUGCUAUAAGACGCACUAUAAUGGAGGUAGAAUUCUUAAAUUUUCUAUUUU
Molecule: messenger RNA, 1654 nt
Organism: Marchantia polymorpha subsp. ruderalis
Lineage: Eukaryota; Viridiplantae; Streptophyta; Marchantiopsida; Marchantiales; Marchantiaceae
Source: the annotation of a GenBank genome assembly